GGAUGUGAUGAAUAUGUCAGCUGAUGAACCAAAAUGUAUUUUUUGUGUUAAACAUACUUUUCCUUUGUUGCAGUGUUCGUUUUUGCCUAAAUUCUCCAUUCAUAUAGAGACAAAAUAUGAGGACAACAAAGGAAGCAAUGACAGUAUUUUUGACAAGGAAGCUAAAGAUCUGGAGCGAGAAGUCUGCUUCAUUGAYAUCGCCAGCGAUGAAAUUCCCGAGCGCUAUUACAAGGAAUCGGAGGAUCCCAAAUAUUUCAAGUCACAGAAAACUGGGAGAGGCCAAUUAAAAGAAGGCUGGAGAGAGACCCAUCAGCCAAUUAUGUGUUCCUACAAACUUGUGACUGUGAAAUUUGAAGUCUGGGGACUUCAAACCAGAGUAGAGCAAUUUGUACACAAGGUGGUCAGAGACAUCCUCCUGAUCGGGCACCGGCAGGCGUUUGCCUGGGUGGAUGAGUGGUAUGACAUGACAAUGGAUGAAGUCCGAGAGUUUGAACGAGCCACUCAGGAAGCCACCAACAAGAAGAUUGGGAUUUUCCCRCCGGCAAUAUCUAUCUCUAACAUUUCCAUGCCUUCCUCAACCCGCAGUGCUCCAUCUAGUGCUCCAUCAACUCCUCUCUCCACAGAUGCUCCCGAUUUCCUAACGGUUCCCAAAGAUCGGCCUCGGAAAAAGUCUGCUCCAGAAACUCUCACUCUUCCAGAUCCAUCGAAGAAAAACUUUUAAAUUAACCCUGCAUGUUUCCUCCUGAUAAGCCAUGUCUGCCACAGCAAGAGUGACAUAACUCAAUUGCUACAAAGGUCGUGGUGGUUUGUUGGUUGUUUUUUCUUUUCCUUUUUUUUCUUUUUUUUUUUUUUUUUUUUUUUUUUUUUUUUUUUUUUUUUUUUUUUUUUUUUUUUUUUUUUUUUUUUUUUUUUUUUUUUUUUUUUUUUUUUUUUUUUUUUUUUUUUUUUUUUUUUUUGGCUAAAAAUAAUCUUUCCAGUGUGGAAAGAUGACUUCUUUCCUCAGACUUGAUCCUUAAAACCUUCUGAAAAGUGCAUGCAAGAGAAAGUAGUUUAUAUAUUCCUAAAGUAGUGUUUCAAGCCAUAUGGUGCAUCUUACUGACAUCAAUGGAACAGUCUGAGGGGAUGCUAUAAACGAAAAUCAAUCUUUCUGCCUGCAAACCCUCAUCUAGGUCACAGCAUUUAUAAUUAGGAGUAGGUAUUAAGUAAAUCUGCCAAGGACUUCUGAGGCAAAUUAGUGCCAACUAGAAUGYAGGGUUAACAGAAAAAAAACCCCUCCCAUUUCCUUCUUUUAUAACCAGUUUUAAAAUCUUUCCCACUCUCAGGCUUCUCCUGUGUGUUCAUAAACCUUUGACCUGUAACUCAUUGUACUUGAACACCAACAGAUCCACGUUUCGCUGAAUACGACUCAGGAUUUGGGGCCUAAACACAAACCACAAAUCUUUUCAAACCUAAAAUAUCACUGUAUCAAAGCCCCAACUGUAAUUAAUUAYACUGACUUUGAGGCCAUCGAACUAUUUCUACCUUGCACAGAAUUUGUAAAAGAAAUCGCCUAUUUCUUGUAGAUAAGGUAUUUUACUAGCUCCCCCCUGUCCUUCUGUGAGCUCAGAGUGUUGGUGUUCAUCAAUGGUGUUCUGUGGCAUUGGAAAAAAGCAGCUGAACGGUGCCAGUUGAGAAGCAAAAGCAAUGAAUUGUGUCUUUUCCUCGCUGGAAGAGGAGCRGUAGUCAGGCUGGGAGACCCUGAAUGUGAAGGGAAGAGAACAGGAGACUCCUUUUUCUUUCCUGCUGAGCAUCUUUGCUSAGCAGCACAAUCUGCUGAGGGAGAGCUGGGGCAGGGGACACAACCAGCCACUUUCAAAAGAAAACGAGCCGUGGGUGAUGUCAGGAACCAGAAGUGCUCUCCUGAUCUCCUGUGAAAUCACUCUUCAAUCUCAGGAAUUCAAUUGUAGGCAAGGAUGUUUCCCAGAGGGAAGUGUAGAUCGUGGAAGAUGGAGAAAAAUAAAAGGCAGGAGGGGUCUUUUCCUUCCUUCUUUCCUCUUSAAAGCAUAAACGGAGCCCCUUUCCCUGUUGACCCCACUUUGGGGCACUUUGCUSUGUUCAGUUCCUGGCUCUUGGUGAAAUACAAUUCCCAGGGAAUGCCAGCUCCAACCUGAACUGUGAUCAGUGGGUGACACUUUGUGCCUCCACUGACAUGGUUCAUGGAUUGAGAGCAAAGAGAGUUCUCCAGAGCUGAGCUAUCACUGAAUAUUGAUCAAUCACUUUUGGGGUGCCCAAAGCCGGGGCACAGUGGCUGAAAUGCUCUGAGCUCCUSGCUGGCUGCAGCUGCAGUACAACUUUUGUGGAAUGUGUGGUAUUUAGGGGGAAGUUUUAGGAGCAGAAGUAAUUCCAACCUGCACUGAAACAAGYGUUCGUUUGUCUGAUAGUGCAAAUCCUGCAGCCAGCACAAUCCAGGAGCUCUCUGUAGGUUUGCUGUGGUCUGACUUCCUGCAUUCUCCCAUGUACAAAGCUUGGCUUUGCUUUUCCUCCCAGAGCUGGUAAUUCCGAGUGAUUGCUGACAUAAUGGGUGACGUUUUGUUGAAAAAGAAGCUGUAAUGCUAAAACCAGAACUUUCCUACACUGGUUUAUGAUUUCAUCUUAAUAAGGGUGCACACGAUAGAAUCACAGGAUCAUGGCUAAUCUUUUUAUUAUUAUUAUUAUUAUUUAUUUAGUAUCAAGAUUGGAACAUUGGCAGCAAAGAGAAAYCUUUGAAAACAUAAAUCAUUGUUUGGUUGUUUUCUCAUUUGGCCCAUACAAAAAUAAUUGAGCUCUGCUCCAUCUGAAAGUCUGUUUCAAUUGAUUUUUAAUUUGCCCAAGACAAAUUURCUCAGCUCUGUUGCCAAUGUCCUCGUGCUCACAUGUGACAGUUUCUAUUCACAUUUUGGUACCUGGGUUUGACACAGAUUAUCAGAGCCCAGCAGUCCCACCUUUACUCGUGUUUAAAUGAUUGAUUUCCAGAUAUAGGAUUGAUUUGCCAGAUGGUGGAAUUUAGGAUAGGAUAGCUUUUUCUAGAAUAUUCCCAGCAAACACGAAAACCCACACAAAAUGAAAUGAGAAGGUCUGARUAUUUCAGGGAGGAGAAGAAGGGAUUGUUUUCAGUACUGACUUUUCCCAGUGCUUUCUGUUGUAUUUUCAAACAGGUAURUUAAGAUUAAAAUAGAGAGUUUUGCAGGUAUUCCUCACUUGGUUUGCAAAAAGAAAAGCUGUAUUUAUUUACUGAGUACACCCUCAGAGCRGGGUGCCAGGCAGCAAAGCUGAGCAGGCACCACAGCUGAGUUCCUCUUCUCUGCCACAGUGACAAGAAUUCUGUAACACAGCUCUGCUAGGACUUGGCAAGGAAUUUUUUAUCAAGGAGAAUUCAUUUCAGAGAAAAAAAAAUGUGAUGAGUUUGUUUGGGUUUCUGCAAAAGCCUCCAGGCUUUGCUUGUACUUUUGUGUAUUUUGGAUAGAACAAUCAUUACAAAACAACGGUGCAGCUUCAGAAGGGUCGAUCUCCUAAAAAUCAAAAAGGGAGAUGUUUUAUUGGAGAAAAAGGGAGACCUUUUUUAUUGGACCCAUGAAAGUUGUGAGGAGCAGCACAUUCCUGAAACACGGAUUUAAUGGGAUUUCUUAUGAAUGUAAUGGAUAAUUUUGUAAAGGACUGGAUAAAUCCUAUGGAAAGAAACURUUUGACCUUGUUCUUUGGCUUUUUUGAUUAUUCUGGAAGGUGAUUUUGUGACAUCUAGUAGCCAAUUUGCAUUAAUUGCUGCUGUAGAGACUUUGAAACUGAAAUAUUUGUUCCUUGAAUUUCAGUUUGUAACAAAACCGCUAUACUUUGUUAAAACUGCUUUGAAGCUUGCUGCACUAUAACUUCAAAACAAUGUGUUAUCCUUUGAAAUAAGCCAGAUGUAUAUAUGCUUUUUAUGAAUUAGUGAGUGCAGUAAGAGAGAAUUCAAGAUAUUGUUGAUAGGAGAUUUUCUGUUGCCAUUGUUUGGACUUGGUUUCCUCUGUGUAAGUUAAAAUUGCUAAAUAAGUCUAACAAUGUUUUGCUUUAAAUGAACAGCAUGGUCAUUGAAUUACGAUCUCCUGUAGUUUUGUGGUGUCACUAAAACAGGUUUUAUUGGUUUAUUUCAUUUCUGUGGUAAUUCCACGUGAUUCUGUUGUCCAGUAAUUAAUUUCUUUUAUUUAGAGCACUGAUGGCAACAUCAGGAAAAAUACAUCACCACCAUCAAAGAAGGACCAAGUCUUGAUUUGCUCUGCACGUUAAAUAGUGCAAGGCUCAGCAGGAGAAUCUGACUGUCAUUUUUCUCAUAUCACUUAGUUUCUGUUUUUUUCCCCAAGUUAUUUAUUAUUUUUAAUAUUGUAUUUUCCCUUGCAUUUUGUUGUAAAUAAACUACCAACAACUAUUCUUUACAAUGGUGCUGUUUUCCCU
Molecule: messenger RNA, 4443 nt
Organism: Malurus melanocephalus (red-backed fairy wren)
Lineage: Eukaryota; Metazoa; Chordata; Aves; Passeriformes; Maluridae
Gene: PITPNC1
Product: phosphatidylinositol transfer protein cytoplasmic 1
Exons: 5
Coding region: 8-721 (237 amino acids)
Biological process (GO): phospholipid transport
Cellular component (GO): cytoplasm
Molecular function (GO): phosphatidylinositol binding; phosphatidylinositol transfer activity
Source: RefSeq, a predicted model, not a curated record